GCGAGCGGUGCUUUAGUGGAGUUUGACGUGGCACUCUGGCUUCACUGAGGGCAAUAGACAACGAAGAGGACUCUGCCCAAUACUCAGCUUAACAGGUUGUCAAAAGUCAUUCAUCCUGGCAUGAGAAGACAGUAACAUCCCACCAAAAUGAGUCAACAGGGUUAUGUCGCUGCACCCCCAUACUCUCAAGCCCAACCAGGGAUGGGAGGCUACCAAGGUGGCUUUGGAACUGGUCCUGCACAGCCCCUCUAUGGGCACUAUGGCGGUCCACCGCAGGCAUUCACUGCUCCACCAACAGGUAUGAUGAAAUCACCAGUUUCCCCUGCAGCUGGUAUGCCUCCACCUCCAGCAUCUAGUCAGUACAAUCCAAAUGUCCAGCAGAAUGGAGCACAUCCACAAAGAUACCCUGCCCCACCAUCUGCUUCUUAUGGACAACCUCCACAGUCCUCAUACAACAGCAUGGCCUCUCAGGCCCCGCCUUCAGGGCAGCAGCUCACCAAUCAGAUGAGUGCCAUGAACUUAGGAAACUAUGGCCCAGGUCCUAUGCAGAGCCCUCCUCCUCCAACAAGCUCUGUAGCCCAACAGCCUUACCAGACAGCCCCUCCUCCAGCAAUGAGCCAGCCUCAGAUGCCUCCAGGCCUGCAGUCACCCCACAUGUCCCCCCAGAUGUCCCCACCACAGUCACCCCCAGCAAGCAUGCAAAUGGCAGGACCACCAAUGGCAGGUCCACCAAUGGCAGGUCCACCAAUGGCAGGUCCACCAAUGGCAGGUCCACCGAUGGCAGGCCAACCAAUGGCAGGCCAACCGAUGGCAGGCCAACCAAUGGCAGGCCAACCGAUGGCAGGCCAACCGAUGGCAGGCCAACCGAUGGCAGGCAUGGGUAGACCCUUCCCUGGGCCACCUCCUCCAGGCCCUGGAGGUUUCCAGCAUCCUGGUCCUGGAGCUGCUGGUCCACCAGGAUACGCACAGCAAGCAGGUCAGUUUGGAGGACCCAUGGCUGGGCCCCAGCCAGGCAUGCCAGGGGCCUUCCCUGGGGCACCAGGCGGACUGUCUGGACCACCUCAGAAGAAACUGGACCCUGAUUCUAUCCCCAGCAUAACUCAAGUUAUCGAGGAUGACCAAGCAAAACAAGGGGGGCAGGUCUACAGCACAAACCUCAGAGGACAGGUACCACCCCUGGUCACCACUGACUUCACAGUACAGGACCAAGGCAAUGCAAGUCCCAGAUUCAUUCGCUGCACCACCUACUCGUUACCCUGCACCGCUGAUCUGGCCAAACAGUGCCAAGUGCCCCUGGCUGCCAUCAUUAAACCCUUUGCCAGUUUGCCAAAGAAUGAGAAUCCUCUAUAUGUUGUGAAUCAUGGUGAGACGGGCCCAAUCCGCUGCAAUCGAUGCAAGGCCUACAUGUGCCCCUACAUGCAGUUUAUUGAGGGGGGUCGUCGCUACCAGUGUGCUUUCUGCAACUGUGUCAAUGAAGUGCCAGUCUUCUAUUUCCAACAUCUCGACCACAUGGGCCGGAGGCAGGACUUCUACGAGAGGCCCGAGCUGUCUCUGGGAUCCUACGAGUUUGUCGCCACCCUGGAUUACUGCAAGAACAACAAGCCUGCAAAUCCUCCUGCCUACAUCUUUAUGAUAGACGUGUCCUACAACAACAUCAAAAGUGGACUGGUCAAACUGAUAUGUGAUGAGCUGAAGACUCUAUUGGAGAAUCUGCCCAGAGAGGAAGGUAUGGAGAGCUCUGCCAUUAAGGUCGGCUUCGUCACCUACAACAAGGUCCUCCACUUCUACAACGUGAAGAGCGCUUUGGCCCAGCCCCAGAUGAUGGUGGUUUCGGACACAGCCGAGAUGUUUGUACCGCUGCUUGAUGGCUUCCUUGUCAACUAUCAGGACUCGAGGGCUGUUAUCUACAACCUCCUGGACCAGAUCCCUGAUAUGUUUGCAGACACCAACGAGAGUGAAACGGUCUUUGUUCCUGUCAUCCAGGCCGGCGUGGAGGCAUUCAAGGCAGCGGAAUGCAGCGGAAAGCUCUUCAUCUUCCAGUCCUCCAUGCCCACUGCUGAGGCUCCUGGUAAAUUGAAGAACAGGGAUGACAAAAAGCUGGUCAACACUGAGAAAGAAAAAACCCUGUUCCAGCCUCUGAAAGGAGUGUAUGAACAGCUGUCUAAGGAGUGUGUGGCACAGGGCUGCUGUGUGGAUCUAUUCCUCUUUCCCAGUCAGUUUGUGGACGUGGCAACCAUGGCUGAUGUACCCUCACACACCGGGGGCUCUGUGUUCAAGUACAACAACUUCCAGGUGGAGACUGAUGGGGAGACUUUCCUGAGAGACCUGAGAAAAGACGUGCAGAAAAGCAUCGGAUUCGAUGCCAUCAUGCGUGUUCGUACCAGCACAGGUUUCAGAGCUACAGAGUUCUUUGGUGCCAUCCAUAUGAAUAACACAACAGAUGUAGAGAUGGCAGCUGUGGACUGUGACAAGGCUAUGACCGUAGAGUUCAAGCACGACGACACGCUCAGUGAGGAGACUGGGGCGCUCAUGCAGUGUGCCUUGCUGUACACCACCAUCAAUGGACAGCGACGUCUCCGCAUCCACAACCUCAGUCUGAACUGCAGCUUGCAAUUGUCGGAGCUGUACAAGAGCUGUGAGACUGACUCACUCAUCAACUUCUUUGCCAAAUCAGCUUGCCGUGCCAUAUUGAACCAGCCUCUGAAGAAUGUGAGGGAGAUCCUGGUCAACCAGACGGCCCACAUGUUGGCCUGCUACAGGAAGAACUGUGCCAGCCCGUCCGCUGCCAGCCAGCUCAUCCUGCCUGAUGCCAUGAAGGUGUUUCCGGUCUACAUGAACAGCCUGAUGAAAACUGCUCCCUUGGUCGGCAGCACAGAGCUCUCAACAGAUGACAGAGCUCAUCAAAGGCUGUCGAUCAUGGCCAUGGGGGUGGAGGACACACAACUGCUGCUCUACCCACGCCUCACCCCACUGCACAACAUUGACGCUAGCAGCGAGGCUUUGCCUGCUCCAGUGCGCUGCUCGGAGGAGCGUCUCACAGACUCUGGCAUGUUCCUGCUGGAGAACGGCCACUCAAUGUUUCUGUGGCUGGGCCAAGCGAGCCCUCCAGACCUCGUCCAGAGCCUCUUUAACCUGCCCUCCCUCGCCCACAUGCAAGAACACAUGUGUGCGCUGCCAGAAUUGGACAACCCAUUGUCAAACAAGGUCCGAUCCAUCAUUAGCGACCUGCUUGAAAAGAGGCCGAAAUCGAUGAAGCUCCAAAUUGUGAGGCAGAAGGACAAACCGGAGAUGUUGUUCCGUCAGUUCCUGGUGGAGGAUAAGGGCCUGCAUGGUGGAGCUUCCUACAUGGACUUCCUUUGCUACGUUCACAGAGAGAUCCGGCAGCUGCUCACUUAACCACCUAAUGCAUGGCCUCAGUGUCUCUUACCUGACUGGGCUAGGAGAAAUAUGCCAUCUAAAGGACCAUGCACAAACCUCACAGGGUCAGUCUCACUUGGCUCCAUUUCUAUCUUAAGGACGGUCCACAGAAAGAAACUUUUUAAGUGUUUUCACAAAGACAGAGGAAGAAACCAGGAACCAGGGAGAGCCUUUUGAGAUUUUACCUUGAGAGUCCAAAGCUGCCUUUCAACAUGUUUCAGUGUACACACAGUAUGAUCUUCAAACAACCACUUGUCACUUGAGUUAAAACAUGGACAACGCAUCCAGUGUUUCCUGCACAGAUCAUUUGCGUGAUGGACUGUGGAGACUGGAGGGACAUGACUGUCUGAGGCUGAAAUGCAUUUUGGCAAAAAGCCGACAUGCUUAAGCAACACACAAUGUAUCUCCACAGUACAGUCAAUUGAGUUUUACAUUUCACUUAGUAGAUUUACAGGAUCAAGACAAAGGGUUGUUUGUGGGCAAUACUGUAGAGUUCACUUUGAAACUCAAUACAGCUCGCCAGUCUUUGUUAUACAUGACUUUCUAUCUUAAAGAGUAAAUAUGAAACGAGUCUUAGUAACUCAAUUUAAACAGUAAAUGCUCAAAGAAAUUUUACAAUAUUUAAAUGACUUAUAGAGGCUUUUACAUUUGAUCACACUCUUCCUGUUGUUGUGGAAAAUGUACUUAAAUUAACAGACACAUGUAUCCACAGUAACAGGUUAUUCAUAAUUUAGAAGAAACAAUGCAGCUGCUGCCAGGACUGAAAAUCAUUCCUGUCAUUACACCAUGAGUGAUUCAGACCAUUCAAGUCACACAUGCCCCUCAACCAAAAAAAAUUGAAUUCUUUGACCAUUUAUAGCAGAGACUCGAUCUCCACAGUGUGCAGUGACGCAGAAAACGUUCUGUUUUGGCGUUCUGAGAUUAUAAUGAAAUGAACACAGCUGUUGCUGCACAUGGUGAAGGACAAACUUGUGUCCUGAUGAAAAAUGACACUUUUUCUAGACUGCACGAGGAACUAAAAAGGGGAUGUUUAAGGGAAUUAACUGCGGUUCAGGGGCCAAAUAUAAAGCUUUUCUCUAAAACUGCCACAACAAUCCAACAAGGGACAAAAUAAUGAUCUGUUCUUGUUGAGAAAUACUUUCCAGCAAUCUCCAACGAUUCCAUGUUAUAAUGAAAAAGGUGUCAAAUUGGACUUGUUUAUAAAAGUGUCAGGACAAUAAAAUCAUCAUUUGGUUUUGGAUCAUCAGAUUUUUGUUAAAAUAAACUCACUGUUCAGCUCAAAUGCAAAUAAUAAAAUUAAAUAACUUUAAUCUGCAAAAAUGCCUGUGAUGAUGAUUUGUAACAUUUCAAAUACAGCAAUAGCAUCAUAUUGUAUUCCAUUGCUUGUUUUUAUAGCGCAUCUGUGUAAUUCAUGUAUGCAUUUGAUAAAUAUUGUAUGAUUUUAUGUGUGUGACAUUUUUGUACAUGGAACGCACAACUUGUUGUUUCCACAAUAUUACCAUCUGCCUUAAGUUAAUAUACUAGUUGUUCAAACAUAUGUUAAAGUAUAUAUGUCCUAGAGGUCUAUGGCUGAUUUCAAUCUUUUUGGUUUGUAUGCAAACUUAUCUCAGGUAAUUUGAGUACCUUACUAUUUUAAGUUGGAAAGAUGGACGGUUGUUUUUUUUGAGUUGACUUAUGGACGUUCAUGGGCUUGGUGAGCCAUGCUUAUUUUAUUCCAAACUCUCAACAAAUUAAAUUCUUGACAUAAA
Centropristis striata (black sea bass) is the source of this 5165-nucleotide messenger RNA. RefSeq names its product SEC24 homolog D, COPII coat complex component (gene sec24d). Gene Ontology annotation, cellular component: COPII vesicle coat; endoplasmic reticulum exit site. Gene Ontology annotation, molecular function: zinc ion binding; SNARE binding. The record is from RefSeq and is a predicted model, not a curated record. The transcript is spliced from 23 exons. The coding region runs from base 148 to 3396 and encodes 1082 amino acids. NCBI's taxonomy places the organism in Eukaryota, Metazoa, Chordata, Actinopteri, Perciformes, Serranidae. Gene Ontology annotation, biological process: endoplasmic reticulum to Golgi vesicle-mediated transport; intracellular protein transport; COPII-coated vesicle cargo loading.